Hypoxylon fragiforme is the source of this 887-nucleotide messenger RNA. RefSeq lists its product as uncharacterized. The annotation marks the transcript as partial. Lineage: Eukaryota; Fungi; Ascomycota; Sordariomycetes; Xylariales; Hypoxylaceae. The record is from RefSeq and is a predicted model, not a curated record. The transcript has a single exon.
UUUAAGGCUGCCAUUGCCCAUUUCCAUUGUCCAUUACAAUCCCCAUCCAUAUCAAUUAAUUUUUGAUUUUAACAUUUGAUUACAAUUACGGCAGUAACGAUAAUAAAUAACAAAUAAUAAUGACAUGGUUAUUAGCCAUAUCUUUCGUUUUUUUCUCCCACCCCCUUUUUUUUUUUCUUAAAAUCAGAGAUCACUAUCCUUUUCUUUGCAUCGUUCUCAUUCUAUAUGUGACUACUAUCAUUAGUUCUUAUUGCAGCUUUGCCGCGACCAAGAAGGAAAAAGAGGAAAGGAAGAAAGCUUGCUUGGUUCUUAACUACAGUGGCGGAGUGCUAACAUAUGGCCAUACGGGCCAUACGGCUUUACUGGAGCUUAUGGUGCCUGAGGUACCUGUCACAGUUCUCUUCGGCCCAUUAUGUUUAUUUUGUUUACACGCCCUGCUACCUAAUAACCUCGAACUAAGUCAUUUUUUUUUGGCAAAAAUGAAACAACGAUACCUCACUUCAUCGUGGAAAGCUGUCCAGAUCCGAGGAUUUAAGUUGACUCGUAACAGUAACAUUUCAGAAGUGAUGAGGAGAAGCUUUAAAGUGCUUUCGAUGAUAUCUACUUGGGCUGAUAUGAAUGUUAUUUUAAAUCGUGCUAUUUCAUCACAUUUCAGCUACAUUACAUACAGACUUAUAAACCAUAGAAAACGUAGCUAAUAUAAACAUUGAUUUCCAGACAAUGUUUAGUGUGAUUCAGGAUCGUUUAAACCACUUAUGUGAUUAUAUUUUCGGGGCUUGACAAAUAAGAGCGUUGGACCGGAGCCGAUACGUGCGGGAUCCUUAGCUUACUUCCGGAUUUAGGUACCCACGUAGAUGGACAAUGACUUCCGAGAUAUUGUCCCUCAG